Messenger RNA from Trichechus manatus latirostris (Florida manatee), 1658 nucleotides. It is a transcript of the gene VMA12, whose product is annotated as transmembrane protein 199. Gene Ontology annotation, biological process: vacuolar proton-transporting V-type ATPase complex assembly. The transcript has 6 exons. Gene Ontology annotation, cellular component: endomembrane system. NCBI's taxonomy places the organism in Eukaryota, Metazoa, Chordata, Mammalia, Sirenia, Trichechidae. The record is from RefSeq and is a predicted model, not a curated record. The coding region runs from base 34 to 660 and encodes 208 amino acids.
GUCGGGGUCACCUGACCAGAGAGUCGCAUAGACAUGGCGUCUUCUUUGGUGGCUGGUGAGCGGUUGGUUCGCGCUUUGGGCGCCGGUGGGGAGCUGGAGCCAGAGCAGCUGCCUCGGAAGUUGCGAGUCGAACUUGAAGCCGCGCUGCGGAAGAAGCACAAGAGCGAUGAUAGCCCCGGUGACCCCCGACCCCUGGUUUCCUUCGGUCUGAUCCGGGAUCUGCACCAGCACCUGAGACAAAGGGACUCCACGCUGUAUCUUCAUGAGCUCCUGGAAGGCAGUGAAAUCUAUCUCCCAGAGGUUGUGAAGCCUCCGCGGAACCCAGAAUUAGUUGCCCGGUUGGAGAAGAUUAAGAUACAGCUGGCCAAUGAGGAAUAUAAGCGGAUCACCCGUAAUAUCACCUGCCAGGAUUCAAGGCAUGGUGGGACUCUGAGUGACCUGGGAAAGGAAGUGAGGUCGGUAAAGGCUCUGGUCAUCACCAUCUUCAACUUCAUUGUCACGGUGGUAGCUGCCUUUGUCUGCACCUACCUUGGAAGCCAGUAUAUCUUCACAGAAAUGGCCUCGCGGGUACUUGCUGCAUUGAUCGUCGCUUCUGUGGUGGGCCUGGCCGAGCUGUAUGUCAUGGUACGGGCGAUGGAAGGCGAGUUGGGAGAGCUGUAACUGGUGCUUCAUCUUCAAUGUCUGGAAAAGUUUUGGGGGCCUUCAAGCUCCCAGCUUCCUGUCACUCUCAGUCAGCCCAUCAGGUGCUUUGUUCUAAGCUCCAGUAAGUGAGAGGGCCAGGCCACCUGCUCUUCCUUUUGGGGAGCCCUAUCAUCCAUGAAUUUCCAGAGGUCUGAGAAGUGGAGGGGACUCAAGCAACACAUCUUUAAACUCAGAGGACUGAGCUGUCAGUACCGUCUCCUGAAUCUGGUGCCCUAUCUGCCUUCUCCAGCCCGUUCUGAGCACUCCUGGGGCUGGUUUUUUUCCAUUGGGAGUAAAUGGAAUCUAAACCUUCCCAGAAGUAGACCAUACCGCCUUGAACUUACCCAAGUGCACAGAUCAGUUGUCAUCCUUUGUACACGUGUCCCUGAUGCAGAUCUGAAAUUUAGGUCGGAAGGCCUCCCAAAAGCAGAAAGGGUCUCCUUUCUCCAGUUUGUGCUGAAAGAGGGACUGAUCAGAGGAUGCUGAACAAGAGAAAGAAGGGUUGGUACAGGAUGGUGAAACUGGAAGCAAGGCAGCUACCUUUUCAGAAUUGUAGUUUUGAUCUUCAUCCUUCUCUCUCUGUCUACUUGCCUUUUUCUGAUUUUCUACAUGCUUCUGCCAGUCUCUACCACUCACCAACCCUCCUUCCAAACACACUUUGCUCUGCUUCCAAAAUUGAAAACAAUCCAGGUGGCUAAACAGUAUGUCUGCUUUUAAUUGCAAAAUUCCAUGUGUUUGCAUAUGGGGGGAUUAUAUCUAUUGGAGAUUGUCUCAGUUAAUAAAGAGGACCUGUUCUUUGUAGACAGGGACUAUUUUCAAACUUCAACUAUGUAUAAUAUGAACGUACAUACUGGUAUACAUAAGUCUAAUGCAGUAUAUCUUAUGUGGGUUCUUAAACGUGUUUGGGUAAAUACAAAAAAUUACACGUAAAUGCCCACAGUUGACGCAUUGUGUUACAUGGUUGCCUUUGGUCUUCA